CUUUUUUGGAGGGAACGCUAACUAACUCCCUCUCUCUCUAUAUAUACACUCUUACAUGUUAUUGCAACUUAAACCUCCUCAAAAAUAACCACCCAUCUCUACCAAAAUUUGACAUGGAAUUUUCAUAUGGUUCUUCUGAUGUUGAUAACGACUACGAAAACGAUAAUGCCAAUAAUAAUGAUUCAAGAUUCAAAUCCAAGAACUUAGACGCGGAGAGGAGACGCCGUGCCAAGCUUAAUGAUCGCCUUCUUCAAUUACGAGCAUUAGUCCCUAUUAUCACUAAUAUGACCAAAGCAUACAUCAUUAAGGACGCGAUUACUUACAUUGAAGAGCUUGAUAGCCAUGUAAGUGAGCUUAAAGACGAGCUUCUUGAGCUUGGAGAUAGUUUUCCUCCUAGGGAAGAAACUAAAUCAGCAAAUAUAGACGUUGUAAAAAAUAUUAUUGCGCCAAAAGAGAUGAAGUGUUAUGGAAUUGAGCCUGAAGUGAAGGUGAGUCCCAUUGAUGACAACAAAGUGUGGAUAAAGGUUGUGUAUGAGAAAAAAAUGGGAGGAUUUACGAAAUUGGUGGAGGCCAUAACACGCCUAGGAUUGGAGUUUAAUGACACGAAUUUCACCACCUCCAAUGGAGCCGCGGUUAUUAGUUCUUGCUUAGAGGGGAUGAAGAACAACGUCGAAGAGACAGAGGAAGUGAUAAUGAGUGUGCUUAGCAACAUAUAAUGAAAUUAAAUUAUGGAUUAAUUAGUAAUAUAAUUUUUGUUGGUAUGAAAUAGGGUCAAAGGGCUCUAUGUAAUUGGGAGGGUGGGGGAAAAGCAGUAAAAGCAUGUAUUAUAUUGUGUUGGUUUAAGAUAUUUUUUCUGAAGAGAAAAUCUAAUAGUUACAUCAUAGCAAAUGUACCUUUGAUUA
Molecule: messenger RNA, 902 nt
Organism: Spinacia oleracea (spinach)
Lineage: Eukaryota; Viridiplantae; Streptophyta; Magnoliopsida; Caryophyllales; Amaranthaceae
Product: transcription factor DYT1
Exons: 4
Coding region: 114-716 (200 amino acids)
Biological process (GO): regulation of DNA-templated transcription
Cellular component (GO): nucleus
Molecular function (GO): sequence-specific DNA binding; protein dimerization activity; DNA-binding transcription factor activity
Source: RefSeq, a predicted model, not a curated record